GGACGAACCCCUUCUGUGUACAUAGGAAACCGAGCUGGACUCAGUGUAUCACUUCUUUUUAAAACAAAAACCGUCAUGAUGCACACGGAUUGAAUGAAACAGUCUACAGAAAGACAGGCUACGCUGUCGAGAUGGAUGUCACGUCAUCUGAUAUUCAGAUGAUGAAUAUGAUCAACUGUGUUGUCCGUAUCCAUCGCCUGGAUCUUCCACUGGACGUGGUAGUGAAGGUACCCCUGUGGGAUGAGAACAUCUGGGAAGAGCCUGCUUCAUCCAGGAAGCAGAGGAGAAGCCUGCGGUACAGUGGAUUACAUGAGCCAGUCCAGGAGGCUGAAAAGAUGGAUGUCACGUCAUCUGAUAUUCAGAUGAUGAAUAUGAUCAACUGUGUUGUCCGUAUCCAACGCCUGGAUCUUCCACUGGACGCGGUAGUGAAUGUACCCCUGUGGGAUGAGAACAUCUGGGAAGAGCCUGCUUCAUCCAGGAAGCAGAGGAGAAGCCUGCGGUACAGUGGAUUACAUGAGCCAGUCCAGGAGGCUGAAAAGGAGAACCUUGGUGAAGCUCUAGAUUGGAUGACCCCAAUUCCCUCAUCUAGUGGAUCUCCCGUAAAUUUGGUCGACGGGACGGAAGCGGUCACUCAGGAGGUGCUGACUGGGCCCAAAAAACAGCGGAGACGUCGGAAUGUUUUAAAGCGAGAAACGGAAAAGUCUGUAACAAGGCGCGACGGAGGAAGCAGGAGCUGCGUCGUAAGUGGCUCCACGGCUCGGGUGGUCCACCUGCCACGCCACCUGAGACGCAUGCACCAGUGGAGCCCCCAGAAAGCCCUCGAUGCUACGGAAAAGCCGGUCGCAGCAGCGCGUGGCAGAAGAACCAAGACCUGCAUUGUGGAUGGCUGCACAGCUGUUGGGGUUCACCUGACACGACACCUCAGACAGGUGCACCAUCUGGGCCCUUCUGAGAUCCGAAGAGCUAUUUUUGGCAGCAAAAAGCCACGGCCUCUAACCAGUCGGCGGGGCAAGAAACGGUGUCCCCUGGAGGGAUGUUGCUGUGUAAGACGGAAUAUUUACCAGCACAUGAGAAAAUUCCACGGGCUGGAAAAAGGGCGGAGAGGAUGGAGCACACUGUUAAAGUGGAAUGUUUCAGGCAAUGAAAGUGGUGAACUGUACCCUACCACCUCCUCAACAUGGAGAAGCGUGGAGGAGGGGUCAAAGCAAGAGGAGCCACCUGAACAAGAGAUGGAAGCAUCCAAUAACCAAAGGCAUCUAUGUGGCAACAUUACCGGUAGACAUCAUGGAGAAAUAAAGCCUUGUGGCAGAGGGACUAAGAGCUGCAUUGUAAGCGGUUGUACAGCUGUUGUGAUUCACCUGCCUCGACACCUGAGACAGGUGCACGAGUGGAGCCCUCAAGAGGCCCGAGAUGCUGUCCAGUCCCUCAGGAAGUCGUUGUCACCAACAAGCCGGUCAAUGAAGAUGUGUCCAGUGGAGGGAUGUGGUCGCAUGACACAGAGGAUUCCCCAACAUAUGAGAAAAUAUCACAAACUGCAAAUAGGCCCUCUAGCAGGAUGUAACAUCAAAAAAGCACAAGUUGAAUUACAGGGCCAAGACGGAUCAAUUCAUGGGCCAGAAGUAGUCGAAAGUAGUAUAAUAAGCUCAUCAGAGCUUUUAGACGAUGGAAGUGUUGAACUGCUCCUUUCAUACCCAACCACCAUCUCAACAUGUGAAGAGGAGGGACUGCAAGGAGAGGAGCCACCUCAAGAAGAGACUGAACUACCCGAUGACCAGAGCAGUCCAUGCUGCAGUAUUACUGACAAGGCAACUGAGAAUGGAGAACUAAAGCCUCGAAGCAGAGGGACUAGGAGCUGCAUUGUAAGCGGCUGUACAGCUGUUGUGAUUCACCUGCCACGACACCUGAGACAGGUGCACGAGUGGAGCCCUCAAGAGGCCCGAGAUGCUGUCCACUCCGCUGCGAAGCCGUUGUCACCAACAAGCCGCCCAUUGCAGACGUGUCCAGUGGAGGGAUGUAAUCGCAAGACACAGAGGAUUCCUCAACAUCUGAGACAAUACCACAAACUGCACAUAGAUUCUCUAGAGCGACAUAACAUCAAAAAAGCAGAAGUUGAAUUAGAGGGCCAAGACGGAUCAAUUCAUGGGCCAGAAGUAGUUGAAAGUAGUAUUGUAAGCUCAUCAGAGCUUUUAGACGAUGGAAGUGUUGAACUGCUCCUUUCAUACCCAACCACCAUCUCAGCAUGUGAAGAGGAGGGACUGCAAGGAGAAGAGACACCUCAAGAAGAGACUGAACUACCCGAUGACCAGAGCAGUCCAUGCUGCAGUAUUACUGACAAGGCAACUGAGAAUGGAGAAAUAAAGCCUUGUGGUGGCAGAGGGACUAAGAGCUGCAUUGUAAGCGGCUGUACAGCUGUUGUGAUUCACCUGCCACGACACCUGAGACAGGUGCACGAGUGGAGCCCUCAAGAGGCCCGAGAUGCUGUCCAGUCCCUCAGGAAGCCGUGGUCACCAACAAGCCGCCCAUUGAAGACGUGUCCAGUGGAGGGAUGCGGUCGCGUGACACAGAGGAUUCCCCAACAUUUGAGACAAUAUCACAAACUGCACAUAGGCUCUCUAAAGCGACAUGACAUCCAAAAAGCAGAAGUUGAAUUACAGGGCCAAGACGGAUCAAUUCAUGGGCCAGAAGUAAUCGAAAGUAGUAUAAUAAGCUCAUCAGAGCUUUUAGACGAUGGAAGUGUUGAACUGCUCCUUUCAUACCCAACCACCAUCUCAACAUGUGAAGAGGAGGGACUACAAGGAGAAGAGACACCUCAAGAAGAGACUGAACUACCCGAUGACCAGAGCAGUCCAUGCUGCAGUAUUACUGACAAGGCAACUGAGAAUGGAGAAAUAAAACCUUGUGGUGGCAGAGGGACUAAGAGCUGCAUUGUAAGCGGCUGUACAGCUGUUGUGAUUCACCUGCCUCGACACCUGAGACAGGUGCACCAGUGGAGCCAUCAAGAGGCCCGAGAUGCUGUCCAGUCCCUCAGGAAGCCGUGGUCAUCACCAACAAGUCGGCCAUUGAAGACGUGUCCAGUGGAGGGAUGUGGUCGCUUGACACAGAGGGUUUCCCAACAUAUGAGACAAUACCACAAACUGCACGAUUCACAGGAUAUGAGCAACAUGCAAGUUGCAGAUGAUGAUGCUUGUUGACUUGUCAAAUAUUUGGACUGAAGCAAGUGGAGCUGUCAGGCACAGUGAGGACAUGCAACCCCAUUUCCAGUGUUAGCAAAUCGCCAAAGAAGUAAUCUGUCAGAGUGACUUCUCUGUGACACUCUCAACCAGUGGUGUAGUCUACGUGAUACGCAGGACUACCCAAUAUACCCACAUAAAAAGCAUCACCAUCUCAGUAUACCCACUAUAUAUUACAUAUACAGUAGGAUACGUAUUAACAUUUGUGGUUAAUCACAGUAUACCCACUACUACAAUACAGCUAACUAGACAACACCACUACUCUCAACAACUUAACUAGUGGCUCGGUAAUGUCACACCUCUUCACUCUCCUAAUUCUUUCUUGCCCCGUACGUUUCUCUUCUAGUUUCUCUCUGUCUCAGGCCACGGUCACCCAAGAAGAAAGACACAAGUCUGUCAUAUCAUUCCGCGAGUAGUUUGUUCUCUUAUCGCUUGUGGAACUUCAUUGAAAGUGACAGUCAGCAAGUAUCAGAACUGCCCCUGAAAACCCCGGAGAAGCGUCCUGGGCUGGGAGUUUUAAAGAAAAAAACUGAUGGUGGUCGCAGGGGAAGGAGCUAACGCACAAGUGAUGUGCAGUACCUGCCUAGUGGUGCUAAGUUUCCCCAACACUGCGGAGGGUUUAGCCAGACAUUCUCACGUGAGCAAGAGUCUCAACCAUGCAUCUCUGCUGUUGAGUCCAACAACACUUUUGAAAAAUAAAAAUACAUUUUAAAACA
Messenger RNA from Sardina pilchardus (European sardine), 3946 nucleotides. RefSeq lists its product as uncharacterized. The record is from RefSeq and is a predicted model, not a curated record. The transcript has 9 exons. Lineage: Eukaryota; Metazoa; Chordata; Actinopteri; Clupeiformes; Clupeidae. Bases 132 to 3191 code for a protein of 1019 amino acids.